Molecule: messenger RNA, 843 nt
Organism: Aspergillus calidoustus
Lineage: Eukaryota; Fungi; Ascomycota; Eurotiomycetes; Eurotiales; Aspergillaceae
Source: the annotation of a GenBank genome assembly
AUGGCCCCGGUCAGCAUCCCAACAAUCACUCCUCCGCCCCCAGGAUUGGCCCCGAACCGGAACCACGCGCGCUUCCGAACGACAAACCUCAUCAUCGCUACCGUGGGCAUGUCCCUCUGUACGAUUUUCUUAGCGAUGCGCAUAUACACCAAGGCGCAUUUGCUGCAUCGGUUUUGGUUGGAUGAUGUAUUCAUUAUCAUCGCGUGGAUUUUCUCGUUGGCGACGCAGAUUCUUAUCCUCUGGGCGUACUGGCACGCCGGCUACGGUCUGCACGCCUGGGACUUUACAGUCCCCCUCCUGACAAAAUUCAUGAAGGCCCUCGUUUCCUCCGCAAUCCUCUACAUCCCCUGCCUGGCCCUCGCCAAACUCGCCCUCCUCCUCCUCCUCUACCACUCAAUCCUCUCCCCAACCACACCAACAAAAACACCGUUAUACCUCCUCUACACCAUCGGCGGAAUAAUAAUUGCCUACAGCAUCGCACUGAUCCUCGCCCUAAUCUUCGCCUGCCACCCGAUGGCGCGCGCCUGGGACGCAAGCGUCAUGCAUGGAAAUUGCAUAAAUCGGAAUGCCGUGUAUCUGGCAACGGCGGUCACGAAUACAGCGAGCGAUGUUGUGCUUUUAGGGGUGGCCAUUUGGAUUGUUAGCCGGUUGCGCAUGAGUAAGGGGAUUUGGGUCCGUGUGGGCGUGUUGUGUCUUUUUGGGGUUGGCGGGGUGACAACCGCAAUGAGCAUAGUCCGCGCCGCAACGCUCAUGCCGCAGCUUACAUCGCCGGACAAAACCUACGGGCUUGCGGAGGCGAGUAUCUACAUGUACGUCAAGACCAUUUGCGCUCUCACUGGCUGA